Messenger RNA from Phragmites australis (common reed), 1813 nucleotides. RefSeq names its product eukaryotic translation initiation factor 4B3-like. Bases 116 to 1390 code for a protein of 424 amino acids. Gene Ontology annotation, molecular function: mRNA binding; translation initiation factor activity. The record is from RefSeq and is a predicted model, not a curated record. NCBI's taxonomy places the organism in Eukaryota, Viridiplantae, Streptophyta, Magnoliopsida, Poales, Poaceae. The transcript is spliced from 2 exons.
GCGCCGUCCUCUCACCCUAGCCAAUCCCCAAAUCCCCUAAAGCGCAGACGCACACCACCAAUCAACCAAUCAACCAACGCGAGAGGAGAGUGCACCACCACCAGCGCAAACCGUCAUGGCCGUCGCCCCCGCGUGGGCCAAGCCCGGCUCCUGGGCCCUCGCCGCCGAGGAGCAGGACGACCUCCCCCCGCCGCCGCCGCCCGUCGUCCCCGCCGCCGACUUCCCCGACCUCGCCACCGCUGCCACCGCCAAGGUCCCCAAGAAGAAGAAGCCCAAGGCCGUCUCCCUCGGCGACUUUGCCGCCGGCAAGUUCGUUGCCCCCGCCUCCCGCAGGGACCCCGGCCCCAUGGAGCUCCCCACGGGCCCCCGCGAGCGCACCGAGGAGGAGCUCGCAAACGCGCGCGGCUUCGGGGCCGCGCGAUGGGGCGGUGCCGGCGGCGGCGGCGGCCCCCGCUCCUCCGACGAGCCGCGCCGCGGCGGAUCUGGCUCCGAGGACUUUGGUCCGUCGCGGGCCGACGAGGCGGACGACUGGGGCGCCGGAAAGAAGCCGCCAAUGGAUAGGAGGGAGAGGAUUGGAGGGUUCGGUGGGGACCUCUCUGCUCCGCGUGCCGAUGACGUCGACGACUGGGUGUCCGCCAAGAGGUCGGCACCCGCCCCGUACCCGGAGAGGAGGGAGCGCGUCGGAGGCGACUCGCACUCGCGCUCUGAUGACUCCGCGAGCUGGGUCUCCAGCAAGAGCUAUUCUGCACUGCCGCCCCCUCCUGCUGAUGGCCGGAGGGGUGGCCCGGUUUGGGGUUUCAACCGGGACGGAGGCCCAGAUACAGAUUCUUGGGGGAGAAGGAGGGAGGAGGUGACCAAUGGUGGGGGGAACAUGGCUGGCCGGCCCCGCCUGAACUUGCAGAAGCGGACCUUGCCGCUUGCCAAUGGCAUUGAUGGAGAGGAGGAUUAUAAAGAGAAGGGAGAGGAGCGACCCAGGAGCAGGUCUUCAAACCCGUUCGGGGCAGCCCGCCCACGCGAGGAGGUGCUUGCAGCAAAGGGGGAGAACUGGAGGAAGGAGGAGCCUAAGGUGGAGAAGUUAGAGAUUCAACCAAGAACCAGGUCAUCCAACCCGUUCGGAGCAGCUCGCCCACGUGAGGAGGUGCUUGCUGAAAAGGGAGAGGAUUGGAGGAAAAUUGAUGAGAAACUUGAGGCGAUGAAGGUGCGGGAGGCACCGCCGGAGAGGAGGUCCUUGGGGAGGAGGGGUUCUCCUGUCGCAGGAGAGGAGAAUGGGAAUGCUCAAGGACCAGAGAGCCGUGCUGAGAGAGCUUGGAAGAAGCCUGAUGCAGUUGAUCCUGCUAAAGAAUCUGAAGAAGGAUCUGAAACUACUGACAAGAGUGUGCCAGCAAAUUAAUCCUACGCCAGUACAUGGUGCGCAGGCAUUUUACAAUCUGAUGGUCCAAAGAAUUCAUCUACUAAAUAUAUUAGCUUGUUUUAUGUUUGUUACUCGUGCGCGGCGGCAGUUGUAACGCUGAGUCAAUUUUGGGUCUGCAAUUCUUUGUUCUAGUAUCUGGAAAAAAUGGUGUCUUGAAUUUUGAUCGGGUAUUGCGUCUCAAGUCUUACUGGGGUAGUGUUAUUUAUUGUCAAUUGUCAUGCUAUGUUGACAUGGGGAUAAUGCCUGGAAGAUGUUUCUUUAUUUCGGUGCAGUAUACAGUUUGUAGGUUAGUGAAUUAGUUUUGGUGACUCUUCUAGUGUUUUCAUUUCUGGAAUUGUCAUUGUGAUACUCAUAUACAGCCCGCAGGCAAAGUUAAACAUCAAAUAGUUAACUUCUUUUCCU